This is a messenger RNA of Colletotrichum navitas, 1196 nucleotides long. Its product is annotated as proteasome A-type and B-type. Gene Ontology annotation, molecular function: threonine-type endopeptidase activity. Lineage: Eukaryota; Fungi; Ascomycota; Sordariomycetes; Glomerellales; Glomerellaceae. The transcript is spliced from 2 exons. Gene Ontology annotation, cellular component: proteasome core complex. The coding region runs from base 244 to 1056 and encodes 270 amino acids. The record is from RefSeq and is a predicted model, not a curated record.
CGUCGGGGUGCCUUGCAUGAGCUCCUGUCCCCUCUCAAACAGCGGCAACGGCCAUCGAAGGCAGCUUUUAGCCUCGUCAUCAGCUCCCACGUCCACCCUCAACCUCACUCGAUCCCCACAUCUAAAGGACAUUUCCUUCAAACUAGACAUCACCGACGACUGAUGAACACGAAAACAUCGACGAAUUCGACGACGUAGAUAUCCCGAAAAAAGCGUCCGGGGUGCCCAGACAAGUCAGCAACGAUGCCUGGCUUCGACUUCUCCAACUACAACCGCAAUGCGGCCCUCCAUGCCAGAGGCGUCCCGCUUCCCAAGGCGACGAGCACAGGUACCACCAUCGUAGGAUGCAUAUUUGACGGCGGUGUAGUGAUCGCCGCCGAUACAAGAGCCACUUCGGGCCCCAUUGUUGCCGACAAGAACUGCGAAAAGCUGCACUAUAUCGCUCCCCAGAUUUGGUGUGCGGGUGCCGGCACCGCCGCCGAUACAGAGUUCACUACGGCAAUCAUCUCCUCCAACCUCGAGCUCCAUUCCCUUUCCACGGGACGCAAGCCCCGCGUCGUCACCUGUAUGACCAUGCUCAAGCAGCACCUCUUCCAGUAUCAGGGUCAUAUUGGCGCCUACCUAGUCGUUGCCGGCGUCGACCCUACAGGCACCCACCUCUUUACCGUCCACGCCCACGGCUCCACCGACAAGCUCCCCUACGUCACCAUGGGAUCCGGCUCGCUGGCCGCCAUGUCCGUCUUCGAGACCAAGUGGAAGCCUUCGCUGACCCAGGACGAGGCCGUCGAGCUCGCCAGCCAGGCCAUCCAGGCCGGUAUCUUUAACGACCUCGGCUCCGGGAGCAACGUUGACGUCGCCAUCAUCACAAAGGACAAGACUACACUUAAACGCGGCUUCGUCAAGCCCAACGAGCGCAGCGCCAAGCUCAAGAGCUACGCCUUCCCUAAGGGCACCACCGCUGUGCUUAAUGAGAAGAUUAUCAAGAAGAAUGAGAUUGGCCGCUACGUUAGCGUAACAGAGGUGCCGGCCGGCGAGGAGAUGGAGGUUGAUACCUAAGCAGAUGGCUUUUCUUUUUUUUAGUCUUCAUGAAACGAGGGCAUCCGACGGGUUGCCAAUGAAGUAAUCCCGAAAUGGGAGGAUUCUGUACCAAUACAAUGAUGGCAAUAGAUGGGAUUGAUACAAGCCGUUCUCCCUCC